AACAUGGUGUGUCCGGCAAAAUGCUUUACAGCACCGUCUUCUCUGGCGGGCUCGGAUCUCCAUUAAAUGCCCGCGCAAAGAUAUAUCGCCAUAGAAAACAGGGGAGCUCUGCAGAGAGCAUGGGCGAAGCAUUGCUGACAAGAGUGCCUUAAGAAUCGCGCUCGUCUCUGGCAGUAGAUAGAUUGAUAGAUAGUUUCGCGAGCGAUUCGCGCUCGCCCACCAGGGAGAUUGGGAGAUUCGAGAAUCGCCAUCUUUUCUCCUCUCUCUUGUCUUCUUCGAUCGAUGAUCUUCAACCAAAAGUACCACGGGAGGAAGGGCGCGUUGCAGCGGUGUCGAUUGUGGGUGCAAACGCUGGGCCGGGAUAUGCAGAAGAGCGGAGUUUACAGAAGCGUGACCGAGUACGUGCCGAUGAUCACGGGAGCAAUCCUGACACUGCUUCUGUUUUGGAGCUUCUUCGUGUCACCUCUGCUCGAGGCCGCUCAAGAGCACGUCAUUCAGCACGAGGACAAGAGCAAGGCCACCGAAGCCGGGAGGCACACCCUCUCGGUGGAUGGAUCAUCGAGGCAGAACUAUGGUGGCGGGCAUGGAGCCGAGGAUUUCAUGCCGGAGAGGACCGACAUAGAGUCCCUGCUCAACAAGACGCUGUCGAUCGAUCCGCUGCUCAACACCUCCUUCACCCUGGGCGCCAGGAUCUCCGACUGGGACGAGCAGCGGCGAGCGUUCCUCGAGAAGAAUCCCGACGCCAAUGUGGAUUCCUCGGGCAGGCCAAAGCUCUUCAUGCUGACGGGAUCGCAGCCCGGCCCCUGCCACAAUCUCAUGGGCGAUCAUAUGCUCCUCAAGGCCGUCAAGAACAAGAUCGACUACUGUCGCAUCCACGACAUGGAGCUCUUCUACAACAUGGCCACCUUCAGCCGUGACAUGCCCUCCUGGUGGGUCAAGCUCCCUCUCAUUCGAUCUUUCAUGCUCGCACACCCCGAGGUGGAGUGGCUAUGGUGGAUAGACAGCGACGCCGUCCUCACCGACAUGACCUUCCAGUUCCCAUCGGAGCGAUACAAGGACUACAACCUGGUGAUCCAUGGCUGGGAGCACCUCGUCUAUGGGGAGCGUAAGUGGACUGGUCUCAACAUGGGCAUCUUUCUGGUGAGGAAUUGCCAGUGGACGCUGGAUCUCUUCGACACUCUGGCGCCGAUGGGCUACCGCGGCGUCGUGGGCGAUCGAGUCGGGAAGGUCCUCACCAUGGCUCUCUCCGGCAGGCCCGAGAGCUUCGAGUCGGACGACCAGGGAGCUUUCAUCUAUCUCCUCAAUGCCGAUCGCAACACCUGGGGAUCCAAGGUCUAUCUCGAGAACUCCUACUUCCUCAAUGGAUACUGGAAGGAUAUCGUGGACAAGUAUGAAGGCUAUGUGGAGAGCAGCCACCCGGGAUUUGGCGACGAUCGAUGGCCUUUCGUCACGCACUUCACCGGGUGCCAGAUUUGCAGCGGCAAGAUCAACAACGUCUACACGGCGGAGGAGUGUACGGCACAGAUGUCGCGGGCGCUGACGCUGGCGGACAACCAGGUGCUCCACUCGUACGGAUACGCGCACCCGAGCUUGGCCACCGCCGAGAUCGUCCCCGUCGACAAGAAGGAUGCCGGCGACGACCAUCAUUGACCGGCAUUGACCCUCUGUUUCUCAUGCGCUGGAUGGAUUGGAAGCUUACAAGCGGGGCAGCUGAGCGCUUUUCUCCUCCGUGCAAAGGACGAGCAAGGCAGAAGAUACCAAGUGAGCGAUAUGACCUUCUCUUUUUUCUUCUUUAGUUCUAUACGAAUCCAGUUGAUAAACGCAUCAAAGAAUCAAGAUAGUAGGCAGAGCCAGCUGCUGCCAGCCAGUUUAGCUGUGCGCUUUAGAAGAAAAAACUGUACUCGUUUACAUGGAACAAAAGUACUGUCUAUACUCUCUCUAGA
Molecule: messenger RNA, 1943 nt
Organism: Selaginella moellendorffii
Lineage: Eukaryota; Viridiplantae; Streptophyta; Lycopodiopsida; Selaginellales; Selaginellaceae
Product: xyloglucan 6-xylosyltransferase 2
Exons: 1
Coding region: 283-1650 (455 amino acids)
Biological process (GO): xyloglucan biosynthetic process
Cellular component (GO): trans-Golgi network; endosome; membrane
Molecular function (GO): hexosyltransferase activity
Source: RefSeq, a predicted model, not a curated record